Ilex paraguariensis (yerba mate) is the source of this 3133-nucleotide messenger RNA. The record is from the annotation of a GenBank genome assembly. NCBI's taxonomy places the organism in Eukaryota, Viridiplantae, Streptophyta, Magnoliopsida, Aquifoliales, Aquifoliaceae.
UCUAUAAAUAAGCUCUAAAGCUCUCGUGAAUUUCUCAUCAAAUUGUUCAAAAGUUAAAGACAUAAUGGCAUUGUCUUUUUAUCUAUUUGUGUUCAUGCACUUUCUCUUCCUACUCUUGUGUUCUCAUCAUGUUAUAUUGAGUAAAUGUUCCUCUUCUGCGCAUCAGCUAUGCCAUGAGAAUGAGAGAUUCGCCUUGUUGCAGUUGAAGCACAGCCUUUCAAUUGACAAGUAUGCUUCUGCUGAUCCUUCUGCUUAUCCGAAGGCUUAUUCUUGGGGGCUCCAGGGAAAUAAUAGCAGUGAUUUUGAUUGCUGUUUGUGGGAUGGUGUUGAGUGCGAUGAGAACUCUGGUUAUAUAAUUAGCCUUGAUCUCAGCAGCAGUCUUCUCUACGGAUCCAUCAAUUCCAGCAGUAGCCUUUUCAAUCUUGCUCACCUUCAGAGGCUUAACCUUGCAGACAACAACUGCAGUUACUCCCAAAUUCCAUCUGCAAUUGGCCACCUUUCUCUUUUAACAAGUCUCAACUUGUCCAAAACAGUCUUUUCGGGUCAAAUCCCGAUAGAAAUUUUGAAUCUAUCCAGGUUAGCUUCCCUUGAUUUAUCCGGUAAUGUUGAUCCCCUGUCUUCUGAAAGUCUGUUGAAACUUGAAAAAUCCAGUCUGAAGAGCCUAGUUCAAAACUUAUCUAGCCUAAAAGAGCUUACUCUGUCUAUGGUGAAUAUAUCUUCUGAAAUACCGAAUAUCUUGGCCAAUUUAUCAUCUCUCACAUCUCUACUUCUCAGAGACUGUGGGCUCUAUGGUGAAUUUCCAGUAGGUAUAUUCCACCUGCCAAAUUUACAAUCUCUUAGUGUGAGGUUUAAUCCAAAUCUCCAUGGUUCAUUGCCUGAAUUUAACCAAAGUAGUCCCCUUAAGCGUUUGGGACUUGGUGGCACAAGUUUUUCUGGUAAAAUACCAGAUUCAAUUGGAAAACUUGCGUCCUUGUUUUUGUUGGAUCUCAGUGAAUGUGUUUUCACAGGAUCGCUUCCUUAUUCCCUUGGUGGCCUGAACCAACUUGUCAAUAUUGACCUUUCAUAUAACCAUUUCACAGGCCAAAUCCCUCCUUCAUUUUCUAAUCUAACCAAACUUAGUGUUCUGUCACUUUCAUACAAUAACUUCACUGGCAAAACCUCAUCUUGGGUUUGUAAGUUAACCUCACUCACCGAGUUGUUACUUCGUGCCAACAACAUGUAUGGUGGCAUCCCAUCUUGUCUUGGGAACCUGACUCGACUAUCUAGUUUAUUUCUUACCUAUAAUCAAUUGAAUGGCGGGAUUCCACUGUGCCUGGGGAACCUCACCCAACUAACUCAUCUAGACUUUGGCGGCAAUAAGUUCCAUGGUCCGAUUCCACAAUCAAUUUUCACACUCAGUAAUCUUAGAAGUCUUGAUCUAUUCAAUAAUUACUUGAGUGGGGUAGUGGAAGUAGACAUGUUUCUUAAGCUCAAAGAUCUAAGAAUUUUUCAAUUGUCAAACAACCAAUUAUCAGUGCUCACUAGUAACGAUCCCAACUUCACUCUUCCAAAGUUCACAAUGUUAGGAUUAGAGUCAUGUAAUUUAACUGAAUUCCCAAAGUUCUUACAAUAUCAAGAUGAAUUGGAGGUGCUAUACCUCUCUAACAACAAAAUUCAUGGUCUUGUCCCCAAAUGGAUAUGGAAUAUGGGCCAAAAAACUUUGGUAGAUAUAAGCUUAUCUUUGAACUCUCUAACGGGAUUUGAGCAACUUCCAGCUAUCCUUCCAUGGGAGAGUCUACGAGCUUUAGAACUCGCGUUUAACUCACUACAAGGAUCACUCCCAAUUCCACCAUCCUCCAUCUCUAGUUAUGCAGUGUCAAACAAUUUCCUAACGGGAGAAAUUCCACUGUUAGUCUGCAAGGCGUCCUUUCUUCAAUUCCUUGACCUGUCGAAUAAUAGCUUGAGCGGAAGAAUUCCCCAAUGCUUAAUCAGUGAUACCCUAAUGAUAUUGAAUUUGCAUAGCAACAAUUUUCAUGGCACUAUUCCUCAGUUGUACAGCAAAGAAAGCAGCUUGAAAGUGAUUGACUUGAGUGAAAAUAAAUUAGAUGGGCCGGUACCAAGAUCUUUGACCAAUUGCACAAUGUUAGAGCUUCUAAAUCUGGGAAACAAUCAAAUCAACGAUAUUUUUCCCUUUUGGUUGGGAACACUUCCAGAGUUAAAGAUUCUCCUUCUCCGAUCUAAUUGGUUUCAUGGAACCAUAGUCAGUCACCUAUCAAAUUUUGAUUUCCCCAACUUGCGCAUCAUUGAUCUUUCAUUCAAUGGUUUUACGGGUGAGUUGCCUUCAAAAUACUUCAAGAACUGGAAUGUUUCAAAAAUUCAUGAUGUUGGCCAGUCAUUAUACUUUCAAUCAGAGCAUACUUUUCAGGCAUUGGACAAUGACUUUAACAAGAGUUACAGAUUUUCAAUGACAAUGAGAAACAAAGGACUUGAAACUUCUUAUAUCCAGAUCCUAACCGUGUUCGCAGCCAUUGAUCUAUCUAGCAACAAAUUCAAUGGAGAAAUUCCAGAAUCCAUUGGAAAUCUCAAGAGGCUUCAGUUGCUCAACCUUUCAAACAAUGGUUUCGUAGGCAAAAUCCCAUCAUCUUUAGGGAACUUAACGGAACUUCAAGCAUUGGACCUUUCACAGAACGAACUCUCAGGAGGGAUCCCUCAACAACUGACACAACUGACGUUCCUUGCAUUCUUGAAUGUCUCUCAUAACCACCUCAUAGGUCCUAUACCACGAGGAAAUCAGUUUGGUACUUUUGAAAACGUUUCAUUUGAUGGGAAUCCAGGUUUGUGUGGAGAUCCUUUGUCAAAGAAAUGCGGAAGUAAUGAAGCAUCGCCACCACCCCCCUUAACAAUCAACAAUGAAAAUUCAGACUUCCCAAGUAAAUUUGAAUGGAUUUUUAUAUGCAUGGGAUACGGAAGUAGACUAGUAAUUGGUUUGGUGAUUGGGCACUUUUUGAUUACUUGUAAACAUGAAUGGUUUGAGGAAACUUUUGCAUGGGUGCAACAAAAGAGAACCAAGAAGAAGGUGAGGCAAGCAAACUGAAUGCCCUUGUUUGGGGGGGGGGGGGGGGGGGGGGGGGAUUCUGAUGGAGUUCGAGGAAAG